This is a messenger RNA of Cyclospora cayetanensis, 3330 nucleotides long. RefSeq lists its product as uncharacterized. The record is from RefSeq and is a predicted model, not a curated record. The transcript is spliced from 9 exons. The coding region runs from base 1 to 3330 and encodes 1109 amino acids. NCBI's taxonomy places the organism in Eukaryota, Apicomplexa, Conoidasida, Eucoccidiorida, Eimeriidae. Gene Ontology annotation, biological process: translational initiation. Gene Ontology annotation, molecular function: translation initiation factor activity; RNA binding.
AUGGACUGCGGCAAAGCCUCGCUGCUGCCUGACUGGCUGCAUGCAGGCGCUGCGGCAACGGCCGAAAAAUGCCAAGUUGCAGCAACCGUGACGAGAUCCGACUCCUGGUUGGGGGCUCCCACUGCUCCACCCUCUGCGAACGGCUGGAAGUCACCCCCCAUGUACUGCAGUACUGCAGUGUCGCCUUCGUACCGCUGUGAGCAGCUCUCGUGCUGCGGAUCUCCAGCCAGUAGGUGUGGAGAAUGCUGCUGCCUCUCCGGCUUGCAGCUGAGGUGCACCGACACCCCGGCUCUGCAGCUCGGCGCGUCCUGCUCAGCAGACGACAACUCCUCGGCAAAUCCUGCUUCGCAAUCGAUCAGCAGGCAGAAAGAAGAGGGCGGAGCUGCGCGUGCAGGCCGGCGAGUCCACCCUGCCGCUCCGCAAGCCGAAGUCGGAGCAGCUGCUGCGGCAGCAACGACCCUUAGCGGGCGUGAGGCUGCUCCAGCAGUCGCAGAGCCUAAACAAGAAGCAGCAGCAGCACCCGCAGCUUCCGCUGCAGCAGACGCCGCAGCUCCACAAGCAGCUGCAGCGGAGGAAGAUGCGGAAGGAUGGAUUGCUGUGAAGCCACGGCGUCAACGCCGUUGGGCCGACGUGCCCCUAUCCGAUGACGAAGACGAUGGCAUCGUAAGCAGCAACCUCGAGGCUUUCCUUCAAAGUCGGAGUCUUGUUAUCGCAACUGCAUGCGGAUGCGGCGCAACAGCUGCACCUCGACGUUAUCCGCAGCAAAGCACCACCACAUGCGUCUUCAGUGCUGCUGUUCAUGCGGGCCUGGUGAAUCCGGCUAGGGAUAGCUGCAUCCUGCCCACCGACCAGCAGCAGCAGGAGCAGUUCUUGCGGGCAGACAGCAAGAGCUUUAAGGCGGCGCCUUCUUCCAGCAAAAGUUCGGCCCCUUGUGCUGCCAACUGCCGCAGCUGGCACGACCCCAUUGGAUCAGAAGCGAGCGUCGCCAGUCGAGGCAACGGCGGCAACAGCAAGGGACGCCUCCAGGAGGAGUAUGAGAGGGGCCUCGUGCAGAUCGGCCGAGCGGCCUCGAUGAGGGGUUUGUUGCAGUUGUGGGGCCUCCUGUCGCACAGAGCUCUAGGGCCCCCCGUAAAUGUAGCCGUCUGUGUGGGAGGCUGCUCCCCUCUGUGGGAGGAUCCGGUGAAUAGACGAGGCGGCCACUUCGCUGUUCGUAAUAUCGCGGGUCGGACUCAAGCCGUGGAGUUGUUUAAACUCUUGCUGCGUAGCUUGGACCAGCAGCAGCCGCAGCGAGGAAGGCGCCCCGUGGGUGCUCUUCUUUCCACGCUUACUGGGGUUGUCCUCUGUCUCCGAACUAACGACAGAGGUCACAAAGUUGAGGUUUGGGUUGGCUCAACUAACCCCCACACGCUGCGACAGCAGGAGGCGCAACUACGAGAGCUCCUCAAUUCAGGCACUUCAGUAUCCCACCGCCUGGACAUGGGGUUUCUCUCGCACGAGGUUUGCUUGUGCAAAAAUCAAAGGAAGCUGCGUCUCAAACCUAGCCGAAGAGAGCCGGAAGCGCCUGUAGUAUUGGCUGCGCAGGGGACCCUCUCACAGCAGCAGCAGGAAGAGCAGCAGCAGCCGAUAAAACAGCAGGAGCAACAGACCAAGUGCCCCUCGCUAAACCGCCAACAACAGAAAGAGCAGCGUAAUUUUGUUCUACCCCCUUUCUCGCAUGAUGGCACCCCAGAAGCAAUGCCCUCUCGCUGUUGCUCGAAGGCAGACGCGGGAACCCGCGCCUCUCCGGAUGGGCUGCCCUCCACGAGUGGGAGUGUCAGCACAGAUACUGGGAGUUCACACUGCAGCAGCAGCAGGGAAGGCUUCUGCGACAAAACGAAUGACACGGUAAUAAACCUCUCUGACAACACAGGUCUCACCCACCCAAGUUACAAGAGCGUAAUCCUGAUGGGGAGCAGUAGUGGAGAUCAGCUGCAGAGCUGUUCUGCUCGGGCACCUAGCGGUGCUUGUGAGCCUCUCACCUGCGCUGACGGCGCCAGCUCGGUAGCGAAUCAGGUGGAAGAAGGGAGGAGAACUGAAGCUGAGAAUACAAAGGAUGGUCUGUCUCGAUCCUGCCGGCAGCAUGUGCGUCAGCAGCAGCAUGUGCGUCAGCAACAGAUUCGUUCUAGUAGCAACAGCACCACAUCUCUGGCAGCGGCUCCAAGUGCUCAGGGUACUGCUGCUGUGGAGAACUCUGCCGUUCUACUUUUUCCACAUAGUGCUCGAGAGGGUUUGUGUGUCUCGGACGGAGUAGUGGCCGCAGCCGCUGCCGGUGAUGCUGCUGCUGCAGCAAGUGGACCGAAAGGUAAUGCAGCUCAGGGGAAAAGGCUGGGGAGGCAGAAACAACAGAGGAGACCGUGCGAAAUGGAACCGAGAACUGGGGGACUGUUCCCGGAGCAGCGACUGCUACAGCAUCUUUAUGCUUUUGACGCGCGGGAGUUACCCGAUUAUUUCUCGAUGCAGCAGGCUGCCUAUCAGGGCCGAGUCGCUAUGUACGAAAGCUAUGCUGCAUGUGCCUCCGCCGCCAUCACAUCUGAAUACGCCGCUGCUACAGUGCAGCAGCAGCAGCAAGGAGAAUGCACAACGUGGGACUUCCCGCCCUUGAAAUCCUCCGUCGGCACCCGCGUGCACGGCCAGAAGCAGCAUCACAGGCAGUUUCAGCUGGACCAGCCGUGUGCGAGCGGGUACGAGACAAGGAGCAGCAGCAGCACGCAGAAGCGUACCAAGCAGUUUGCAUUUAACCCUAAUGCUCCAGGCUUUGUCAUGCCUACCCGACCUACUACGAGCAUACCACUGGCUUCAGGAAAAAACACGGCUGCGGAGGCUAGGAGGGACUGCACUGCUGCGACGCCUGCUGAGCUGUCGGAGCCUCUGCUACAGCCAGAAGGCGUAGCUGUAGCAAGCAGCAGUCCUCUUGCCACACUACCCACUGGAGAGGACGGGGUCAGGCUGCCAGUUCCUGCUGCAGCUUCCGAGGAACCGGGGUCGGUUUCAGGUGCAUCAGCGGCUGCUGUCGCCGCACAGUGUAUGGGCAGCUUGUUCGACGCAGACUUUGUGGAUCCUCGCGACCCCUCAUCUUUGCUGCUAAUCACGCUGAUGCUGACCCCUGCCCUCGACGAUGCCAGCCCCCUUCAUGUUCCGUUGCUACCUCUCUCCCUUCUGGAAGGGGAAGGCUCCAGUGCUGCUGCGGAAAACCCAGAGGCGCAGUGCGUGGAAACGGACUCCCGACUCAGCCUGACUCUCGACUAUGAAGAGCUCACGCAGACUCUCUCUCUUGACAUUGUGCAGAACUAA